AUGUACUGGCCAAAGCUUGUACAGUUCGCUCAUGCACCAUCCUCAAAACAAUUCAUCGCUCAGCAUCCAGCUCCAACAAGUUCAAACCACAACCAGUUCCAAUCCAGCAUAACCAAGCUCAAAAACGAUCUCUACACUUCACAUAUUCUACUAAAUAUCUACACAAAAUCACAUCUCCCCCAAAGUUCAAAAGCAAACGUGUCAGGCAAGGAGACAACCCCCAUCUACCACCACGAUCCCACCAACCCGCCCUGGCAGGAUCCUGCCAAGAGCAAGGGAACACUGAGCCACGGAGGGACCAAGGGCAAUAACUGGGGAGGUGCCUCGGGUGGUAGCAAGGGGAACAGCGGCGGAGGUAGCGGCGGGAGUAACAGCGGUGGCGGGACCAAGAAGUAG
Colletotrichum phormii is the source of this 396-nucleotide messenger RNA. RefSeq lists its product as uncharacterized. The record is from RefSeq and is a predicted model, not a curated record. The coding region runs from base 1 to 396 and encodes 131 amino acids. The transcript has 2 exons. NCBI's taxonomy places the organism in Eukaryota, Fungi, Ascomycota, Sordariomycetes, Glomerellales, Glomerellaceae.